AUGUCUUAUAGUCACGACUCUGUGGACGAACGGACAACCUUCCUAGACGAGGAGAAACAUGAACGAAGCUCCGACCAUCGCGGUCUCUCACCAAGAACGUUCAAGCUACUCACUUUAUGCAACGCGGUGUUCUUCCUCGCGACGCUGUCGUUGUAUGCUUCGUCAUGGAUUGAGUUUUCCGUUGAUGGGAGGCUCAACCCGAUAUUGAGGCAGUUUCAUUCAUACUCUCCUCUCAUCGAUGCAGUCGAUCUCCCGCUAGAGGUGAAGACCAUGAAUGGCACACUGUAUCCCAACCAUCAUCCCUCAGUGGCACGUGGCCCACCCAGCCCAGAAAAGGAUGCUGUAUGGAAUGAGUGGGAGAUCACGCGCGUUUAUGCCAUCACAGCGGACCAGAUCCGCGCGUUGGGCAAAGACCCCACGACAGCUACUAAACUUGAAGACGAAGUUUACGGUCUCGGCGACGACGCAUAUGCCUCUACCUUCGACAUCUAUCACCAACUACACUGCCUAAACAUGCUGCGAAAACUCGUCUACCCAGAUUAUUACCCUAAGGCACGGAUGCAAUUCCCGCACGCUCAGGACCCAAAGGUCAUGUUCGAGAUACACAUGGACCACUGCAUUGACAUGUUGAUGCAGACGAUUCAAUGCAGCGGCAAUCUCAACCUUAUCACUAUGCAUUGGGUGAAUGAAGAAGCCAUUCCAUUUCCCGACAUGAGCAUCAACAGGCAAUGCGUUGCGAAUUUUGAUGCCUUGACGGAGUGGCGGAAGGAACACCAGGUGGACCCGGUGAAAUACGUUGCGAUGAAAAAGCCUCAGGACGUGAAGCAGCUGCCGGAGGCGGAUAUGUGGUACAAGUACUUUAGGCCGGACAAGGUGAAUCCGAACCAUGUCAAUGGCGCAAAUCCGGACGAGGACUUCAAUCUAUAA
This is a messenger RNA of Didymosphaeria variabile, 927 nucleotides long. RefSeq lists its product as uncharacterized. Lineage: Eukaryota; Fungi; Ascomycota; Dothideomycetes; Pleosporales; Didymosphaeriaceae. The transcript has 4 exons. The coding region runs from base 1 to 927 and encodes 308 amino acids. Gene Ontology annotation, biological process: mycotoxin biosynthetic process. The record is from RefSeq and is a predicted model, not a curated record.